Molecule: messenger RNA, 1033 nt
Organism: Chiroxiphia lanceolata (lance-tailed manakin)
Lineage: Eukaryota; Metazoa; Chordata; Aves; Passeriformes; Pipridae
Product: endonuclease domain-containing 1 protein-like
Exons: 4
Coding region: 146-1033 (295 amino acids)
Molecular function (GO): hydrolase activity; nucleic acid binding; metal ion binding
Source: RefSeq, a predicted model, not a curated record
UAUAACUGGGCAUAUAUUGCAGUGGGACUCCUGAGGGAUCAGCCAACUGUUUCUCCAGGGAGAAGAGGCAAGGAGCGGUUCAGCUGCCUGUUCUGAGACUCUGCUUCAAGGGAAGCAAGAGCCCUUCACCUGAAAUCCUCCCACGAUGCUGUGGCUGCUGCUGCUGCAGGUCUGGGUGAGCUGCCUCUGGCUGGGACAUGGCGAGGUGGUGGAUUCCUUUGCAAGUUGUCCUGAGUUCUUCUACGGUGACACCCCCCCAGAUAAAGCCCUGAAGCCUCAGAACCCAGCCUGGAUCUGCCAGACCUUAAAAAACCAGCGUUUCUUUGCUACUUUGUACGACAAAGACAGGCGUAUUCCCGUGUAUUCUGCUUAUAAAUACGAGCCUGGAAAGGUCGUCAAAAACCACACAUGGACAGUUGAGCCCCAGCUGAUACGUUCAAAUUUGCCCAAAGAGAUGCAAACAGUGCAGACCCUUGAACGUCAAUACAACAUCAGCAAAGCUGAAAUCAUGCAAAGCCAGGCUGUCAACACAGACUAUGAGAAGAGUGGUUGGGAUCGUGGCCAUUUGAACCCCAAUGGCCACCACGACACCCCGGACAGCAGGAAUGUGACCUACACCCUCACCAACAUAGUGCCCAUGAAUGCAACACUCAACCGAGGCUCCUGGAAAAACUACGAGCAGCAAACGAUGCGCCAGAAAACCAAGAAAUGUCAAACUGACAAAAUCUUCGUCAUUGUGGGGGCUGUGCCUGGGAACUCCUCCAUCGCCAAUGGGAGGGUUAAUGUACCCAGCUACAUCUGGUCCGGUGCCUGCUGCAAGACCACGAACAACACCGUGAGUGCUUGGGCAGCUGUGGCCGAGAACAACCAGGACCAGGUCUGGGACCUCACUCUGGGGGACCUGGAGAACAGUUUGGCCCAGCUGAAGGCUGUGGGACGCGGGUGGCUCAGGUUGCCCACGGGUGUUGUGGAGUCUCCAUUGCUGGAGAGGCUCAAGCCCCAAGUGGACAUGAUCCUGGACAACCUGCUCUAG